UCAUAUAAUUUAUUUACAAAUAAACUCAAGAAAAAUGUCAGGAACAAUACCUGGUCCAUCUCUGAAUGCUUUCCCUAGUCGUCAAGAGUUGAAGAACUUCAGCAAUCCCCCUUCCUAUGAUUUCAAGGAUGGCUCUCCUCAGGAUAGGACAAAUGAAAGAGGGAAUAUUAAUGGUAAAAGAAAGCUAAAUAUAUUAAAAAGGCAUUCUGUCACGGAAGAUCCGAGUGACCUCCUGAUUGGUAUCUCUGAUAUGUUCGUUAACACAGACCUUAUGAGAAAAAUUAGUGAUCCUUCCCAACAUACCAAAGACGGAAUGAAAUAAAGUCGAUUGGAAAAUAGUUUCAAAAUCAAUCUUGAACAGAUUUGCUCCAUCACACAACAUCUUCAUGCAACAGCUUGACAUCUUGCGGUCUAAGAAAGAUGAUGACGAAUCAGAAGAAGAUGAGAAAGCUGAAAAUGAUCCCAAAGAAUCUCCGGGGAUUAGCCCAAAGGUUAAAAAGAACAAGGGACAUGAGGUUUGUAAAUCUCAUAAAUUAAAAUCUGCUUCUGUUAAGAAGUAUGAUACUUGGAAUGAUAAAUACUCCAGCAGCCCCCAUUUGCAGAAAAUUAGUGAAAUCAAGGAUAAACACAAAAUUAGUAGACUGAAGCUAAAAUUGCUCUGUGAUAUUAUCAAAAAUGAUAAUAAGGAGAUAGUCACAAAUGUUAAAACCAAGAGAAAUAGUUGCCAAACCAGGAGUCAGAAGUUCAAAAUUAAAAUAUCAAUGAAGCGAACUAAACAGCAGAGUUUGGAUAGAAAGGAGGCCAAGGUGAAGACUUGCAAGGGUAAUACUCAUCACAAGUCUAUCAUCUCAAAAAUGAGCACAGGAGAGUCUCAGACCUUUGAAGAUAAGUGCAGACCAAAGACUAGUUGAAAUUUAAAAUCCAAAUUCCAGAUUCCAAUGCAGAAGAGCAACAAAGAGCAAACUAGGCCUCUAAUACAUGCAUCACGAAGGAUUAAGAUAAAGAGAACUUAUUCCAAAGAUAAGAAGACUAAAAGACUUUUCUUCAAUAGAGGAAGUGCAUCAAUUCCCAGAGUUGCUUUCUUAAAGACUCAGAAUUAUAAUUUAUUCCCUUGCCAAGAUGGAGCAGCGAGUAUUCAAAAUGAUAUGAAUUUUGCUCCUAACCAUCUGUUUAAAAACCCUCAACAGGUUAGAAGAUCGAUUGAAGUGCACAAGAAAACUAUAUCAGCCCUGAACCCAAGGCAGAGGAUGGCAAAGAUUUACCUUCAGAACCUGCUUGCAUAGUUUCAUCAGGAUCACCUUCCAAUA
This is a messenger RNA of Moneuplotes crassus, 1307 nucleotides long. The record is from the annotation of a GenBank genome assembly. Lineage: Eukaryota; Ciliophora; Spirotrichea; Euplotida; Euplotidae.